AAAUGAAAUCUAUGAAAAUAAAAAAAGACAGCCAGGCAGAAGGUGUAAAACCAGUAACUUUUUAAAGUAAUCAUCUCAAAUAUGUAUAUAUAUACAUGUAGGGAUGCAAGCAUCUAUCUAUGUGUGUGAGUCCAGAGAUCUGUCCUCACCCCUCACACUUCACACCCAUCUCCUUUCUCUUUCUUUGACUGUGAUCUGUCCUCCUCCUCACACCCAUCCAUUGCUCUUAGAUUUUGUUUCUGCUACCACUUAAAUCCUUCUGCUUCACUCUUCUGUCCCACAAAUCUUGGAAACUUAUUAACAUUUUGCCAGAGUUUGUAAAUUACCAGAAGAGAAAAUGAAGCAAAAAGAUGAUAACAAGCAUGAUAAGCCCCUCAAGCCGAAUGAUAAAAGCUCAAAGGUUGUGCCAAUGGGGAUAAUGUUUGUUGUUUUAUGUGGUUUCUCGUUUUAUCUUGGCGGGAUCUUUUGUUCCGAGAAGGAUCGAUUCACCAGCACUCAGGAAGUUGCAAAAUCGGUUGAAUCUCCUAGAAAGUCUAUUUCUACUUCGGUCCAAGUGAAAACGGUUUCUUUCCCCCAAUGUAGUGCGGAUUAUCAAGACUACACGCCCUGCACCGAUCCUAAGAGAUGGAUGAAAUACGGACGACACAGGCUUACAUUCAUGGAACGCCACUGUCCACCAGCUUUUGACAGGAAAGAGUGUCUGGUACCCCCACCGGACGGCUACAAGGAGCCAAUCAGAUGGCCAAAGAGCAAAAACGAAUGUUGGUACAGGAACGUCCCGUAUGACUGGAUCAACAAACAGAAAUCUAACCAACAUUGGUUAAGGAAAGAAGGGGAGAAGUUUUACUUCCCUGGUGGUGGUACCAUGUUUCCUAACGGCGUUAGCGCUUAUGUUGAUUUAAUGCAAAACCUUAUUCCUGGGAUGAAAGACGGGACUAUCCGUACCGCCAUUGAUACCGGUUGUGGGGUUGCUAGUUGGGGAGGUGACUUGCUUGAUCGCGGAAUUCUUACAGUUUCCCUUGCACCAAGAGAUAACCACGAGGCACAAGUUCAGUUCGCUCUAGAACGUGGGAUCCCCGCCAUUCUUGGAAUCAUAUCAACGCAGCGUCUUCCGUUCCCCUCGAAUUCGUUCGAUAUGGCUCAUUGCUCUAGGUGCCUGAUCCCAUGGACCGAAUUCGGUGGAAUUUACCUUCUUGAAGUACACCGAAUCCUCCGUCCCGGGGGCUUUUGGGUCCUAUCGGGCCCGCCCGUAAACUAUGAGAACCGAUGGAGAGGUUGGAACACGACAGUCGAAGAACAAAAAUCCGAUUACGAGAAGUUACAAGAGCUUUUAACUUCAAUGUGCUUUAAGUUAUACAACAAGAAGGACGAUAUUGCAGUGUGGCAGAAAUCCACAGACAAUAACUGCUACAAACAGCUCGAUACUCCCGACAACUACCCACCAAAAUGUGAUGAUGGGACCGAGCCUGAUUCGGCAUGGUACACCCCAUUGAGACCCUGUGUUGUUGUUCCCGACCCGAAAAACAAGAAAUCAAGCUUGAAAGCUAUUGCAAAAUGGCCCGAAAGGUUGCACGUGGCUCCAGAACGGGUUGCUGAUGUUCGUGGGGGUAGUGAUGGUGCGUUCAAUCACGACGAUAGCAAGUGGAAGAGCCGAGUGAAGCACUACAAGAAGCUGCUUCCGGCUCUUGGUACCAACAAAAUCAGAAAUGUAAUGGAUAUGAAUACGGUUUAUGGUGGUUUGGCUGCGGCUUUAGUCGAGGAUCCACUUUGGGUCAUGAAUGUCGUAUCCUCGUAUGCUUCGAACACGCUUCCUGUGGUUUUCGAUAGGGGUCUUAUCGGUACUUUCCACGAUUGGUGCGAGGCAUUCUCAACGUAUCCUCGAACAUACGAUCUCCUUCAUGUCGACGGCCUCUUCACAACCGAAAGCCAUAGGUGUGACAUGAAAUACGUGUUACUAGAAAUGGACCGGAUCUUGAGACCAAACGGGUACGUAAUCAUUAGGGAAUCAAGCUACUUUGUAGACGCGAUCGCUACAAUAGCUAAAGGGAUGAAAUGGGGUUGUCACAAAGAAUCAACCGAGUAUGAUAUCGAGACCGAGAAGGUUCUGAUAUGCCAGAAAAAACUUUGGUACUCGAAGCAAAGCUCGUAGUUGACCUCAAUAGGUCAAAGGACACACAUUGAUUCACAGAUCAUUCGAUACGUAUAAUCUUUGAUGAACAACAAUAGUUGCAUAAUAGUUUUGUUGUUGUAACAAUAGUCUAAAUUUAUUUAAUUUUAUUAUUUUUGUCUAAGAACUUGUACCCGGAAAUGUUCCUUUACACAUUCAUAUGAUUAUAUGAUUUAUAUCAAGUAAUGUACAACUUUCAUAACAUGAACUACAAGAUAUAGUGGAGCUA
Helianthus annuus (common sunflower) is the source of this 2396-nucleotide messenger RNA. Its product is annotated as probable methyltransferase PMT21. Bases 338 to 2149 code for a protein of 603 amino acids. The record is from RefSeq and is a predicted model, not a curated record. NCBI's taxonomy places the organism in Eukaryota, Viridiplantae, Streptophyta, Magnoliopsida, Asterales, Asteraceae. The transcript has 8 exons. Gene Ontology annotation, molecular function: methyltransferase activity. Gene Ontology annotation, cellular component: trans-Golgi network; cytoplasm; endosome.